Molecule: messenger RNA, 2049 nt
Organism: Alnus glutinosa
Lineage: Eukaryota; Viridiplantae; Streptophyta; Magnoliopsida; Fagales; Betulaceae
Product: class V chitinase-like
Exons: 6
Coding region: 91-2049 (652 amino acids)
Biological process (GO): protein phosphorylation; carbohydrate metabolic process
Molecular function (GO): protein kinase activity; chitin binding; ATP binding
Source: RefSeq, a predicted model, not a curated record
CUAUCCAUUUCUGUCUAGCCAUAUGCUUGCGAAGUAUAGCUUGCAAGCCAAGCUGUAACAUUCUUUAGAAUUGAAGUACAGCUUUGCUCCAUGAUGUUCAAAAUUAUCAUCAUUCUUCUUUUCCAUAUCUUUCUUUCUUUACACUUGGCGCCUUCAACUGCACAAACUUGGAUCAAAGCAGGUUACUGGUACUCCAGCAGCGGGUUCCCCAUUUCAGAUAUAAACUCAGCCCUCUUUACUCACCUUAUUUGCGCUUUUGCUGAACUUAACUCUUCGUCCUCCGAGCUCUCUAUCUCAUCUUCUGAUGAGCAAUACUUCUCCACCUUCACGAACACUGUUAAACAAAAGAACCCAUCAAUCACCACCCUCCUUUCUAUUGGGGGUGAAAGUGCAGACUAUGCAGUCCUUUCAUUGAUGGUCAGCAAGGCUCCCUAUAGAAAAACUUUCAUCGACUCUUCAAUGAUGAUAGCAAGGCUUUAUGGCUUCCAAGGCCUAGACUUUAAUUGGGCUUCAGCAAGCACAAGCUCUGACAUGAACAAUAUGGGGAUACUCUUUCAGGAGUGGCGAGCCGCAGUCAAUUCUGAGGCGAAAAACUCUAGCCGGACAGAAUUGAUCUUGACUGCUGCUGUUCAAUACUCACCGCAUGUGUCUUUCCCAGUGGACUCCAUAAGGGAUAACUUGAAUUGGGUUCAUGUCAUGGCUUUUGGCUACCAUAGGCCUCAACAGUCAAACUUUACAGGUGCUCUUGCAGCUUUAUAUGACCCAUCAAGCAAUGCUAGCAUGGAUUAUGGCAUUGGUGCAUGGAUUCGUAAGGGCUUGUCUGCUGGAAAGUUGGUCUUGGGCUUGCCUUUCUAUGGCUAUGCGUGGACGUUAAAGAAUCCCAACGACAAUGCUAUUGGUGCUCUGGCUACAGGUCCAGCCAUUACACCUGAAGGAGACAUGAGCUAUAAGGAUAUCGAGGCUUACAUUAAGAGAAAUGGGGCUGUAGUAAGAUACAAUGCUACAUAUGUAGUGAAAUUCUUCACAGUUGGAUCGGUCUGGAUCGGCUUUGAUGAUGUUGAGGUGGUCAAAAUUAAGGUUGCUUAUGCCAAGCUUAAGGAACUACUUGGUUACGUUGUGUGGCAAGUCCCUUAUGAUGACAAUUGGGAGCUUUCUCUAGCAGCACAAGGGGAAGGAAAUAAUGGACAGCCCAAGUGGCGAUUAUUAGCGAUCGUUUUGACUACAACUGCUACCUUUGUUCUCCUACUGACCCUUGUAAUCUGUUGCAUAAGGAGGAGAAUGCUCAAAUUAAAAGGAUCCAAAAUUAAUCAUAUGGCAACUCAAAGAGACUUUGAUGGUAAUGUUCCAAAUCUGCAAGUCUUUAUUUUAGCUGACAUUGAGGCAGCUACAGAGGGACUUUCAAUUAAAAAUAAACUUGGAGAGGGAGGUUAUGGUCCCGUUUACAAGGGUGUAUUACCAAAUGGACAAGAAAUAGCAGUGAAAAAGCUUUCAAAAACAUCUACGCAAGGGUUUGAGGAGUUUAAGAAUGAGGUUAUACUUACUGCGAAACUGCAACAUGUAAAUCUUGUUCGACUUUUGGGAUUUUGCAUUGAGAGGGAUGAACAAAUGCUGAUCUACGAGUACAUGUCAAACAAAAGCUUGAACUUCUACCUCUUUGACCCUACGAGACGGUAUCUACUGGAUUGGAGAAAACGCAUUGACAUCAUUGAAGGGGUUACUCAGGGGCUUCUAUAUCUCCAAGAAUACUCAAGAAUGACAAUUAUUCACCGAGACUUGAAAGCUAGCAACAUUUUAUUAGAUGGCGAGAUGAAACCCAAGAUAUCAGACUUUGGUAUGGCUAGAAUUUUCAGGAAAGAUGAUCAUGAGGCAAACACGGGUCGAAUUGUUGGAACAUACGGUUUUGUUCCUCUUGAGUAUCUUAGAAAAGGUGUGUACUCCACCAAAUCUGAUGUUUAUAGCUUUGGAGUUCUACUUCUACAAAUCAUUAGUGGCAAGAGGACUGCUUGUUAUUAUGGUUUGGAUGUGUUAAAGCAGAUAAAUCCUAAGUGA